AUGGGUGCCCCAGAUAUCAAGGCGGAUGCGAGAAGGGUGGUAGAUGUGCUGAAAGCUGGGGGAAUUGCUAUCAUUCCUUCGACCAUGGGUUAUGCACUUGCCAGCUCUACCACUGCUUCACUGGAAAAGAUGUUCUCAACCAAAAAGAGAGGUACACACAAACGACACGCCAUGGGCGGAAACUAUGCCCUCCAUAAAGCCCUUCACAUCAUGAAGCCCGAAGAUGAAGAGAUCGUUCGAUGUUUGACCCAGGACUUCGACCUACCUCUAGCCGUUAUCGCCAAAUACGACUCAUCAAACCCCAUGUUCAAGGAUCUCGACCCAUCCACUCUGGAGGCACUGACUGUCGAUGGUACACUUGCCAUGUUGAUCAAUGCUGGAUCGCUCCAGGAUGAGAUUGCCAGCCUCAUGAUGGAGGCUAAGCUCCCCUUGUUGGGCAGUUCGGCGAAUAUCUCAGGCACAGGGACCAAGUACGUCGCCGACGACAUUCCCAAGGAGAUUCUUGAUAUUGCAGAUGUUGUGAUCGAUUAUGGGCUUGUCAAAUUUGGAUACCACGGGAGGAGUUCGACGAUGAUCGAUUUCAGUGGGCCAAAGCCAGAAAUCGUACGGAUCGGAGUUUGCUACGAUGUGAUCAAGGACCAUAUGAAGCGCUUUUGGAACAUUGAUAUUCCCAACGAUCCAGGGAAGGAGGCACUCCCCCAUGGACAUCUUAAGAACCUCCCACCGUUGGCCUCGCUGGAAAGACUAGUGGCGAGCUAG
Exophiala oligosperma is the source of this 759-nucleotide messenger RNA. RefSeq lists its product as uncharacterized. The record is from RefSeq and is a predicted model, not a curated record. Lineage: Eukaryota; Fungi; Ascomycota; Eurotiomycetes; Chaetothyriales; Herpotrichiellaceae. Gene Ontology annotation, molecular function: double-stranded RNA binding. The transcript is spliced from 2 exons. Bases 1 to 759 code for a protein of 252 amino acids.